AUGGAUCUCCUCGACAGAGCUCAAGUACUCCUUGACUGUGACAUUUGUAAAGAAGAUUCCACACAGAGUCAUUGUGAACUUUGUCAGCUUAACCUUUGUAAGGCCUGUGUAGGGGAGCAUCUCUCUGAUUCAUCCAAAAGACACAAUGUUGUGCCGUACAAACACAGAAAUGUUGCAACCAACUUGCCAUGUCAAAAACAUAGCCAUAAAAACUGUGAAGUUUAUUGUGAGAAAUGUGAUUUUAAUGUCUGUUCCAUCUGUCUCUCCUCUGGUGAACAUAAAGGUCAUGAUUUGACAGAUGCAUUAGAUAAACUAAUCUCAAAAACAACGGAUUUAAAGAAAAGGUUAGCGGAACUAGAGAAAACAAUUUACCCUGCAUAUGAAAGAAUUAAAUUAGAUCUCAACAAUGAAAAGGAAACCUUAGAAAAACAUUAUAAGGAACUGCACUCAACUGUCAUCAAACAAGAAGAAGACUGGCAUAGAAAAAUUAACAUCAUUGUCAACAAACGGAAAUCUGAAAUUGAUGAAAUGAAAAACUAA
This is a messenger RNA of Saccostrea cuccullata (small rock oyster), 540 nucleotides long. RefSeq names its product E3 ubiquitin-protein ligase TRIM45-like. The coding region runs from base 1 to 540 and encodes 179 amino acids. Gene Ontology annotation, molecular function: zinc ion binding. The transcript has a single exon. NCBI's taxonomy places the organism in Eukaryota, Metazoa, Mollusca, Bivalvia, Ostreida, Ostreidae. The record is from RefSeq and is a predicted model, not a curated record.